Talaromyces proteolyticus is the source of this 1998-nucleotide messenger RNA. Its product is annotated as P-loop containing nucleoside triphosphate hydrolase protein. The transcript has 6 exons. Gene Ontology annotation, cellular component: microtubule; cytoplasm; membrane. The record is from RefSeq and is a predicted model, not a curated record. Gene Ontology annotation, molecular function: GTP binding; GTPase activity; microtubule binding. NCBI's taxonomy places the organism in Eukaryota, Fungi, Ascomycota, Eurotiomycetes, Eurotiales, Trichocomaceae. Bases 1 to 1998 code for a protein of 665 amino acids.
AUGACGAGAAGAACUGCCAUAGGUCAAGCUGUUGAAGAGCUUGACAAUGAAAAGCGAGUACGGAUCCUCGGAAUUAUUGACAAGUUGCGUGAGUUGGGAGUUAGUGAGAAUGUAUCAUUGCCUCAGCUUGUUGUGGUCGGAGACCAGUCAAGUGGAAAGUCCUCCCUCCUGGAGGGACUUACAGGGGUAUCAUUCCCGGUUGCGAGUGACCUCUGCACACGUUUUGCAACGCAAAUUGUGCUUCGGCGUGCUCCGAAAGACGACGCAGGAGUGGUGAUCACUAUCAUUCCUGGGCCUUCUGCCCAGGCAGACGAGGCAGAGAAAGCACGAUUGCUAAGCUUUGAGCGAAAACUUUCUGCAGAUGGCUUUGAUAACCAAAAGUUCUUAGAUAUCUUUGAUGAGGCUGCGGAGUUUAUGGGAGUACCAGGUCCAAAGUCGAAUAAGCUGGAGGAUGUGGAAAAGAGAUUUUCGGAUGAUAUUCUGAAAAUUGAGCUGUCUGGUCCGGAGCAUCAUCAUCUCAGUGUUGUUGACGUUCCAGGUCUCUUCCACAGUGAGGCCGUUAUGGAUGCGAGAAACAACCUGGCGAACCAAGAAGUCUUUUCGAUGGCACGUGCUGCAGAUCCUGCUGGGCUGCGAACUGUUGGAAUUAUAACAAAAUGUGACGCACUGCAGGCGGGGGAAGAACAAGGCGUGCUGCGUAUUGCUAAAAAUGAGGUUGAAAAGCUAAACCACGGUUGGUUUGCUGUGAAAAAUCGAUCGGCCCAGGAAAUCAAGCAGGGAGUGACGAUUGAGGCCCGCCACCAACGUGAGAGAACUUUUUUUGCAACCACUGUCCCCUGGACAGAGCUUAAAAAAGAUCGCGUCGGUAUCUAUGCUUUGAAAAGAUUUCUCGGAGGUCUUCUAUAUGAUCAUAUCCGAAGUGAGUUUCCAGGAGUCAUUAGGGAUAUCGAGGAGCUUUCAGCUAGUACCCAGAGCGAAUUGGAAAUGCUUGGACCAUCACGCCAAACAACAGCAGACCAGCGUCGAUUUCUGACACAUAUUGCUACUGCCUACCAACUUGAGCUGGGAAAUGCUUUGAGCGGCAAUUAUGAUCCCGAUCUUGAUACAACGAGUCCCAUGAAGCUGCGCAUGCAUAUCCGACAAUUGAAUGACGAAUUUGCAACGUCUAUGUCGCGCUCUGGGCAUGCUAAAAUGUUCAGAACCACCCAAGGAGAGGUGGAUCAUGAGUACUACAAUAAAUCAGGUGAUCAGCAAAACAUUUAUGACUGGAUCCGAGAGCUUUAUCGAGAUUCACGUGGGGCCGAAUUGCCAGGAACUGUAAACCCUGUUGUUCUCGAGAACAUGUUCCGUCAGCAAUCCCGGCCGUGGAAAAGUAUCGCCGCAUCUUAUAUAGACAAGGUUAUACGCGCUGUUGAUGAUUACAACCGGUCGAUGUUCACAAAACUGAUGCCUGAUGAUACUGUGAAGGAAGCCUUGAAAGGUCGCCUAAUGCGAGGAACAGAUGAUUCAUCUUCUCGAGCACAUAACCAACUAUUGCAAAUCCUCAGUGAUGAGAGAGAUGGCAUUCUGCAAACCGUUAAUCAUUACUAUGCGGAUAAUUUGGUUGCUAACCGGCGGGAGCGAGUUCUUCACAGACUGAAUGGCUUGGGAGUUGAGAAUGGAAGUGUCUUCGACAUGGACACCGUCCUGAAGGGUGUUCACAUUAGCAACGAAGAUCAGGCAGUUAACGAUAUUCAUGACGUUUUGAAGGCAUAUUACAAAGUGGCCAUGAAACGCUUCACUGACAAUGUUGUCAUUCAAGUGACUGAACGGUUAGUUUUAGGAAUUGAGGGCCCGGUGAGGACAUUCUCACCAGACUUCGUCAGUGAGCUUCAGGAAAAUGACCUAAUGGAUAUUGCGGGUGAAAACUUUGCUACUUCUAGUUUGAGGAACGAAUUGGCUAACAAAUGCGAGAAAUUCAAAUUGGCACUAGAACUUGCCAAGAAGUGUGGUAUGUAG